CUGUGGUCGAGCAGCGAGGAGGAGAGGGAGGGAGCAGCUGAAGCUUUCUCUCUCACUCGGCAGGCGGUCCUCGGACACCGUGAUGGGACUCCACCGUCGACCUGCCAACGCUGGCGUCCGUUGACCCUGAACAGGUGCUGACUUUCAAUUGCUAAAUUCUACAACAAAAUUCCACCAUGGAAACCUCCCCAAAUAUUACUAAACUCACAAAGGAUGUCGUCCAAUCAGAAUGCCCUAUUCCAGAAGAGGCGGAGCUUGCAGAUGCCCUUGGCAACACAGAUCCCAACGCCAACUGGGGGGCGGAGCCUAACUUCAACCUCAACCUUACUCGGACAUCGCCAAGCAACCCCCGCCAAGCCACAGAGACCUCGAAGCUGCAUGGAGCGAACAAAAAGGAUCAUGGGAACAAAGGAGGUGGGGCAAAAGGAGCAGUUACUACGGAAACUGGCAAGUCAGCAAGCACCCUGAUGACCCAUGUGAUGUCACCAAGGGAAAGAGAUGAUCCAUCGCGACCAAAAAGCAAGACUUCAGCUUUGUCUCGCUCACCCACAGCGGAGGCGUUGGUGAACAGCAAAGACGAGCAAAGGUUGAAAUCCCCAAACCCCAACCGUACUCCUUCAAUCAGCCAGAAGUCGCACGCAUACAGCAACAUGGCGGCAAGUCCAAAACCACAAGUAACCAUCGGUAGCAGCCCCAGAACGACCGAAAGAGUCAAAACACAAGUACAGAGAGCGGUACCUGCAAGCGUCUCAAACCCCAUACCACAUGUUGCACUGACAACUGGACUGACAACAAAGACUACAAACAAGUUAACGGUUAGCCCAAAAGUGCAAACACAUGGAAAAGUAAUUAGCCUUGAGACACAGUCACCAAAGAUGCAACACAUUCACGUAAGCCCAAACGGACAUGAUCAGAAAGGGGAUUUAAACGUUACCAAUCAAACCCCAACAAUUACAGCCAAACCCCAAAAACCAGACCCAGCAAGCACCAGACAUGACUUAGGGACUCAUAGUUCUGAGAUGCCCCCUGUAGGACCAAAAUCCCCAAAUCAGAGGGCUGAAAUGGCACAGCUCAGCGCCAAGACUCCUCAACCAAGUUCUCUAAGUGCCAAACCGUCCACACAGAGGAAAGCUUCUGGGACCAGAAACAGUAACGCAUCAGGGUCCAAGGACAAUCUUGAUGGUAAAGAUUCAAGCAUCAGUUCUGGAUCCAAAACCAGUUCCAAAUCCAGUUCAAAUUCUAAAGCCACAACCAAGGAUAGUAUGGAUUCCAAAACCCUCUCUGAUUCCAAAGCCAGUCCCAACUCUAAAACAGCAAUGGGGUCUAAAGAUAGCCUUGAUUCUAAAAGCGGUUCUACUUCUAAAACAAGUUGGGGAUCAAGGGACAGCUUAGACUCCAAAACGGGCUCCAAUUCUAAAGCUAGUCCCAAUUUUAAGUCUGGGAUGGGGUCCAGAGAUAGCCUUGAUUCUAAAACUGCAACGGAAAUCAAAGCAAGCAAAACCAAUCCAGAUUCUAAGACAGUUGUGGGUUCGAAAUCUGGCAGUGGGUCAAAGGACAACCUUGAUCCUAAAACUCAGACUUCAGACUCUAAAGCCAGUUCGAAUCUCAAAACCAGUCCAAGAGUUAAACAGGGCUCUGUGUUAAAUCCCAGUUCUAAUUCUAAUGUCUUUUCCAGGUCUAAACCUGGUCUGACCCGUUCCUCUUCUUCUAAACCUUCUCUGGUGGCGUCUGGCUCUAAGAUGGACCUUGUUGGAUCUGUUUCCCUUUUGUCCUCUGGAACUUGUCUGUCUGGGUCCAAAGACAACAACCCCAAGGCCGCAAGCUUCAGUGCGAAACCCAGUCCAGAUGUUAAAGCUGGUUCCGACUCUUCUAAGCCUGGACCAGGUCGGUCUAGCUCAAAGUCAGCUCUGGCAGAUUUGUCACCCUCCUUGAUACCGUCUCCUACACCAAGUCCGGCAAGUAGCAGUCCUGGGUCUGAUCCUGGCAAAGCUCUUGGUUCUAGUCUGGCUGGACCAAACAGGGAUGUCCAGAGGAGUCCUGGUUCUGAUCCAGAUUCUGGUGUGAUUUCAGGCCUGCUGGAUCCUCUGGCCACCUCCAGCCCCAAAACCAGAACCACUGUUGCGUUGACAAUGAUGAAAGGAUCCACAUCAGCGCCUGCGGCAGUUGCAUCAAACACCAGCAGGACAUCCAUUAAUAUCAGUCUAACUCGGGGUCUCACCUUUGACUCUAUCACCAAGACAUCGGCGAAAACAGAUGCUGCUGUUGACGAAGAACAUUUAAAAUUGCCGGAGACCAAAGUGACAGCUGUAGGAGACCCGGCAUUAUCCCAGGGGGCCAUGCAAGGGGUAGAUGUGAUUGACAACAUAGGGUGGUUGCCAGGAGAUAGAAAGAUACUGGGCAACCUGCUGAGCAAACCAAGUCAACUGGGAGACGGAAAUGCCAUCACCACUGGUAGCAACAUCCCAUCGCCAAGGGCAAGGGGUGUGGAGAGGAAAAAGGAAGACAAGAAGAAGCAGGAGAGGGGGAAACCGAAAUAUGGUCCAGGGAGUUCUUCAUCUCCCUCUCCUUCAUCACCCCUAAAUCCUCUUCCUCAGCUUUCCACUCAUCCAGCGAGCUCCAAGACAGUAAGGGAGACCGCGACCAUGACCAGCCCGAGUGAGAGGCUUCAUCUGCAGGGAGGGGAGCGCAGAGAGGUGGGCGUCCAAGUGGAGGUAGUCGAAUGCUUGGCUUCCACCAGCUCCAGUCGCCACAUGGGAGCUCCCUCCUCCCUGAUUGGCUCUCCCAGCUGUAAGUCAGGUAGUUUGAUUUCUCCGACCGUCCCGUCACUGUGCUGCAUCCCCGCCGGGCACCCACCUUUCCAGCACGUCUGCAAGAUCGACAUCGAGCUGUGCAGCCAAUUGGUGCUUCCGUCUGUUGGAGCUGAGCGGGCUAGUUCCCUCCCCGCCUGUCUGCGUACGUACAGCUUCCAGCAGAGCCCCGCGGUCAUGCCCGAGCUACAAUUCAGACAAAACCAAGACAUAAGCGCUGAGAGCAACUGGGAGGAUGAGGAGCAGGAGGAAGUUGUAAGGGAGCAAAACGAGGAGGAAGACGAAGUGGGUGGAGAGGAAAGGGAAGAGACGGGGAAGCCACAGGAGGUGGCGUGGGACCAACAGGGAAGGACGUGGGAGGUGUACGGAGCCUCGGUGGACCUGGAGUCCCUGGGCACUGCGAUCCAGUCCCACUUGGAGUCAAAGAUUCGGGAGCAGGAGAAACACAUCCGGACUCUGAGGAAAUCAACCUGCUCCGACGGCAGCCUCACAGGUUAUAAGAGGAAGAAGAGGAGAGGAGGGAUUCUGGGAUGCUGCAGAAAGACGCCCAACGUGACAGACUAA
Molecule: messenger RNA, 3371 nt
Organism: Sander lucioperca (pikeperch)
Lineage: Eukaryota; Metazoa; Chordata; Actinopteri; Perciformes; Percidae
Product: mucin-5AC-like
Exons: 3
Coding region: 177-3371 (1064 amino acids)
Biological process (GO): neuron projection development
Cellular component (GO): plasma membrane
Source: RefSeq, a predicted model, not a curated record